Molecule: messenger RNA, 3024 nt
Organism: Saccharomyces cerevisiae S288C
Lineage: Eukaryota; Fungi; Ascomycota; Saccharomycetes; Saccharomycetales; Saccharomycetaceae
Gene: RGA1
Product: GTPase-activating protein RGA1
Exons: 1
Coding region: 1-3024 (1007 amino acids)
Biological process (GO): signal transduction; septin ring organization
Cellular component (GO): cellular bud neck split septin rings
Molecular function (GO): GTPase activator activity
Source: RefSeq, marked reviewed
AUGGCAUCAACUGCUCCCAAUGAACAAUUUCCAUCCUGCGUACGAUGCAAAGAAUUUAUUACCACGGGGCAUGCAUAUGAGUUGGGUUGUGAUAGAUGGCACACACAUUGUUUCGCUUGUUACAAAUGUGAGAAACCAUUAAGCUGCGAAUCUGAUUUUUUAGUCCUUGGAACAGGUGCUUUGAUCUGCUUUGAUUGUUCCGAUUCUUGUAAAAAUUGCGGUAAAAAGAUUGAUGAUUUGGCCAUAAUACUGUCCUCUUCAAAUGAGGCCUAUUGUUCAGAUUGUUUUAAAUGCUGUAAAUGUGGUGAAAAUAUUGCUGACCUACGGUACGCGAAAACCAAGCGAGGUUUAUUCUGUUUAAGCUGUCACGAAAAGCUAUUAGCCAAACGAAAAUACUACGAAGAGAAGAAAAGGCGACUCAAAAAGAAUUUACCAAGUUUACCCACACCUGUGAUUGAUAAUGGCCAUACUGAUGAGGUCUCAGCUUCUGCAGUCCUCCCAGAAAAAACAUUUAGCAGACCUGCAUCACUAGUUAAUGAGAUUCCUUCAGGUUCUGAACCUUCCAAGGACAUAGAAACCAAUUCGAGUGAUAUUGUUCCGCAUUUUAUCACUGGGUAUAACGAUAGCGAUGACAACUCUGGAAGUUCAAAAUUCGGUUCAAAUGUGUCCAUAGAUGUUAUAGGACCGGAAGAAAAUAGCACGGAGCAUGUAAAUGAUGAUGUUAAAGAGGAAGCAGAAGCACCUUCAGCGAAUAUGUCACUCAAUGUUGCUACGGAUCCAACCCUAAGUUGUAAAGAACCUCCUAGCCAUUCGAGGAAUUUGUUAAAUAAAACACCGUUGAGAAAUUCUUCGGGUCAGUAUCUCGCAAAAUCUCCAAGCUCCUAUAGACAGGGAAUAAUUGUUAACGAUAGUCUGGAAGAGAGCGAUCAAAUUGAUCCUCCAAAUAACAGUUCACGAAAUGCAAGUGAAUUGUUGACCUCGGUAUUGCAUAGCCCAGUUUCUGUUAAUAUGAAAAAUCCGAAGGGUUCAAAUACGGAUAUUUUCAACACCGGUGAAAUAUCCCAAAUGGAUCCUUCGCUAUCAAGGAAAGUAUUGAAUAAUAUUGUCGAAGAAACAAACGCACUUCAAAGGCCAGUUGUUGAAGUUGUCAAGGAAGACAGAAGUGUUCCUGACCUAGCAGGUGUUCAGCAAGAGCAAGCAGAGAAAUAUUCCUAUUCAAACAAUAGUGGAAAAGGCAGAAAAAUUUCAAGAUCAUUGUCACGAAGGUCCAAAGAUUUGAUGAUUAAUCUAAAAUCCAGAGCCACAGGCAAACAGGAUAGUAACGUUAAACUUUCACCUGCUUCUAAAGUGACAUCUAGACGCUCACAAGAUUUAAUGAGGGAUAAUGAUUCACAUACCGGCCUUGACACACCAAAUUCUAACAGCACUUCUUUAGAUAUUUUGGUGAAUAAUCAAAAAAGCCUAAACUAUAAAAGAUUUACCGAUAAUGGCACUCUUAGGGUGACUAGUGGAAAGGAAACCGCCCUUGAAGAACAGAAGAAUCACAGUUUUAAAUCUCCGUCACCAAUUGAUCAUUUGUUACAAUCGCCAGCUACACCAAGUAAUGUAUCCAUGUAUCGAACUCCGCCUUUAGAUAGCUCAUUGACAUUUGAUAGGCGGAAUGGGUCUUCAUACAGUAACCAAAAUUAUAGCAUACCUAGUUGGCAGAAAACUCCAAAGACCCAAUUGGAGAAUAGCGACAAUUUUGAGGAACAGAAGGAAACACUUUACGAAAAUAGCGAAUCUAGAAACGAUCCCUCGCUUGAUAAAGAAAUUGUCACGGCAGAGCACUAUCUGAAGCAAUUAAAAAUAAAUUUGAAAGAACUUGAAUCUCAAAGGGAAGAAUUAAUGAAAGAGAUCACUGAAAUGAAGUCUAUGAAAGAGGCUCUACGCCGACAUAUUGAAUCCUAUAAUAGCGAGAAAAAUAAACUAUAUCUUGACUCCAAUGAAUUAUCAAAUAAUCCACCGAUGAUAAAUGAAAUCAGCUUAGGUGAGUCGCCACCCGUGAAACAUGUUGCAACUGCAAGUUCUGUAGCGCGAAGUUCUGUUAAACCAAAAUUUUGGAAGUUUUUUUCAUCUGCAAAGCCACAGACCGAGCAAUCUAUACAAGGUGUCAGUACAAAUAAUACAAAUUCCAUCGUUAAAAGUGCCCCAGUUUUGCUUUCUGCUCCCUCAUCUGGUAGUAAUUCCGGCCGUUUAGAAAUUUCACCACCUGUGCUACAAAAUCCUAAUGAAUUUAGUGACGUUAGAUUAGUACCUAUCGAGAACGAUGCAAAUAUGGGACAAAGUAAAGAUGGAGAAGAAUAUUUGGAUGGAAGCAAUUUGUAUGGUUCAAGUCUCGUUGCUAGGUGCAAUUAUGAAAACAAUGAAAUACCGAUGAUACUAUCUGUCUGCAUAGAUUUUAUUGAAUCAGACGAAGAAAAUAUGAGAUCGGAGGGCAUUUAUAGAAAAUCAGGUUCCCAGCUAGUCAUAGAAGAAAUAGAAAAGCAAUUUUCUGCAUGGAAAGUACAACAAAAUACCGAAACGCCAAAUAUUUUAACGGAACAAGAUCUCAACGUUGUUACUGGUGUGUUGAAGCGAUACUUAAGAAAGCUCCCCAACCCUAUCUUUACCUUUCAAAUAUACGAGCCGUUGAUGAGGUUAGUUAAAUCUAAAAAAAUGAUGGAAAACUUGCCAUUUGUUGGAGGAAAGUUGUCCUUAGAAGCAAAGAAUUCGGACACUUAUAUGUCGAGCAAGAGCGCUUUAAAAAACAUAUUGGAAGACCUUCCAAGGGAACAUUAUAGGGUGUUAAGAGUACUGAGUGAACAUAUAGAAAAGGUUACACGGUACAGUCACUGGAAUCGAAUGACGCUUUAUAAUUUGGCUUUAGUUUUUGCUCCAGGUUUGAUUCGUGAUUUCAGUGGAGAAAAGGAUAUUAUUGAUAUGAAAGAAAGAAACUAUAUUGUCGCAUUUAUAUUUGGGAACUACAAAGAUAUCCUGACGUAG